UUUUUUUCAAGGUCUUCUGUUUCAUAGAGCAAUAUUAUGAAGUGUCUCGGAGUUUGUCACUAACUGUUUAAUAUUCGAGUACCUUUUACUAAUUACACAUGCCUAUACAACUCGACAACAAAUCUACAUUCAACCUCGAACGGUUGGAUAGAUCCACUAUAAGGAAUGGUGUUUAUCCUACUGGUGAACAUCCUGAAGGGAUUUCUCCUCUAGAAGCUGUAAAUUUGUAUCGUGAUAACCUAUCGUUGCAUGAAAGGAAAGAAAUUUUACGCUACGAGAAAAUUUUCUAUGUAGGUUGUACAGCUGAUAAACAUUCAAUAUCAAAUUGCCCACAAUUUUCUAUGCAAAAAUUUAAUAAUCAAAUAUUACAAUAUUCAAAUGAUAAAGUAAAUCCAUAUCAUAAUAAUAAUAACAAUAAUAAUAAUAAUAAUCCAGACAAUCAAUCAAUGUUCAAUGAUUCUGAUAAUUUCUACCGAAUUAUACAACAUGAUCACAUUGCCUAUCGUUAUGAGAUUUUAUCACUCCUCGGUAAAGGUAGCUUUGGACAAGUUGUCUCAGCUUAUGAUCAUAUGAAAGGAUGUAAAGUUGCUUUGAAGAUCAUUCGAACGGAACCUCGUUUUACACGUCAGGCACGUGAAGAGAUACGUAUAUUGGAAACAUUAAGAAAUAUGCGUGAAUCUUCUGGUGGUGAAUUAAAUCGUUGUGAUUUUCCAAUUAUUAAUUUAUAUGAACAUUUUACAUUUCGUAAACAUAUUUGUAUGACAUUUGAAUUAUUAAAUAUUAAUUUAUAUGAUUUAUUAAAAUUAAAUAAAUUUACUGGUCUACCAAGAGAUCGUGUAAGACGAAUAUCUUUUCAAGUAUUAAAAGCUUUACAAUUUAUACAAAAAGCUGGAAUUAUACAUUGUGAUUUAAAACCAGAAAAUAUUCUACUUGUUUGGCCACAAUUACCAGAAAAUGAUAAUAACAGUAAUAAUAUUAAUCAACAGAAUUCACAUAAUCAAUAUGGUGAUAAUUAUUUUAAAAAAUGUCAACAACAUCAAAAUCAUUAUAAUGGUAAUAAUAAUAAUAAUAAUAGUAAUAAUAAUAAUAAUAAUAGUAAUGAUGGAUAUGAUUCACUGAAUAAUUUACGUUCAAUGUAUCAACGUGUAACAGAACAAAAGGAUUAUGUGAAAUUAAUUGAUUUUGGAUCAAGUUGUUUUCAAAAUGGUCAACCAUAUCCCUAUAUUCAGUCAAGAUUUUAUAGAGCACCAGAAAUUCUACUUCGUUUAGGUUAUAAUGAAGCAAUUGAUACAUGGAGUUUUGGAUGUUUAGUGGCUGAACUAAUAAAUGGUUUACCAUUAUUUCCUGGAGAGGAUGAAACUGACCAAAUGGCUUGUAUUAUGGAAGUAUUAGGUCUACCACAUCCAAAUCUUUUACGUCAUUCAUCAGAACUAGAUCGUUACUUCAUUGAAUUCAAAUGUGAUAAAUUAAAACCAUCUACAUUGGAGUUUAUGGACAAAAAAGGUGUACGAUUAAGUAGAGAUCUUGUGUAUCUACCACGUUAUUGUUCAGUACGUUAUCCAGAUGGUGAUAAUCCUCCACAAUUGUUACCAGGUAUUUCAAAACGAGGUGGACAUGUUCGUGGUAUACCAAGUAGUUUACCAUUACUUCAAGCUAUUACUCAAUCAAGACUACGUCGUUAUAAACGUAAAGAUACACGUAGCGUAUCCAAUUUAUCAACAGCAAUAAAUCCAACCAAAAUGUCAGAGGAAGAAGAAAUUUACUUAGAUAAAGAUAAUGAAUUAGUUGUAAAUUUACUAUCAUCUUGUUUAACUUGGUUACCUGACGAACGAAUUCAAUCAAACAAAGCGAUUAUGCAUCCAUGGUUUAAUCAUUUCUAUAAUAAUAAAUCCACUAUUGGGUUUCGUUCACAAGUACGUGUUAGGAGUAUGGAAGUAUCAAAACUUGCACCAAAUAAUAGUAAAUUAGCUAAUGAAAUUAACGAACGUCAUUUACUUCAUGAUCAUCGCAAUGGUCAUGAAUCACUGAAUAAAGACUCAUUGCAUAAAAUCAAUGGGUUAUAUAAUAGUGGAAGACAAAAAACAUCACGAAUAAAUUUAAUUAAUAGUCAUUUAGUUAAUUUUGAUAUAACACAUAAUAAUUCCAUUGCAAAUGAUUCAGUGAGAAAUAAUCAUGAAACUGAUGUAGUGCCACGUAUGGUUGAUGCACAGAGUAGUCCGAUUCAAGAGGAAGAAUUGAAAAAAACUCGUCGUAACUCUCAAAUUACCAUAGUACAACAACAGCCAUCAUACUUGGUUACUGUUUCUAAUUCACCAAAUACAUGUUCAAAAAAUUUGUCACAUUCAACUCAGCAUACUGAUAAACUGUCUUCUUCUUUUUCUGGAAAUCGGCAUGUUACAUUCAUUUAUUCAAACAAUGAUAGUAGAACAAUAACAACAGCCACUCCGAUGACAACGACGACGGUUGCUACUACUGCUAAUAGCAGUAAUCAAUGUGCUGACAACAGGUUAACCUUAUCAGAUGACAAUCAGGAAGGUCGAUUACUGUCUGUGAACUUAUCAUGUAAUCACUUAAACAGUGAUAAUAACAUUACUAAAAUCAAUAAUAGUAAUAUUGAUGGUGCAUGUGAUGAUGUUACUAUUAACAAUACAACUAGCAGUAAUAUAAUUCCUAUGAAUAAAAAUAUUUUGAACGAUAGCACUAUCAAUAACAGUAGUAGUAGUAGUAGUAGUAGCAAUAGCAGUAAUAACAGCAAUCCCAACACUAGUGCUCUUGACGUAAUGCUUCAACAUUCAGAUUUAGUUACAUCAGUUCGUCGGUCUUCACUUGUUGAGUCGUUGACGGAAAUCAAUAGUUUAAAUGGAACCCAAUCCGAAGUUAUUGUAGAAAAACCACGUCCUCUAAUUCAUACCAAACCUGAUGCAAUAUAUCAAAGUAAAAAGAUAUUAGAUCGUAAUUCAACUAGUAAUAAUGAUCGACCAUUAUCAGAAUUCACUCACCAUCAUCAUCACCAAAAUAACCAACAUCUGUUUACGGAUUACGGUAAGACCAAAAUUAUCACAGAAAAUGGAAGUGAUAGCCCAACUUUUCUGAUCACUGGCCAUUGCUCUGACUCAACUCCUCAUCUACCUAACCUUAUGUCAUUUAAUAUCAGUCACACUAAUAAUAAUACAAAUAGCACGAAUGCAACAGUGUGUAAAAUCACAAAUUCACCAAAUCGAUAUUCGUAUUCCAAUUUGCAUCAAACAGUACCAUUUGUAUCUUCAUUGACUAUUGACAAACCAUUAAACAAUAGUAUGAAUAAUAUUGUAAGUAUACAGAAAAUGAAGCCUGCCACUGAUGUGACCAUGAUAAAUGCCUCAGACAAACGAUAUUCUGUCCCAACACGUUCAAAGUUGAUUGAUAUACCACAAGCAGAAUAUGAAAUACCGAUUAUUGAUCAUAAUAAUAGUAGUAUUAAUUACAAUCAUAUCAAUGACUACGCUAAGCAGGAUAUUCAUUUUAUUCCAGUUACAUCAUCACAUGUGAUAAUUUCAACGGAUUCAGGUGUUUUCCACAAAUUAAAUACAGCGUGUAAUAAUAGCACUAGUAAUAUAACAAGUAAUGGUCUAUAUAGAUAUCCAUCUAGCCAUUACAGUCAACAACAAUGUGAUGUAUAUCACAAUCAUAAAAAUAACUAUCAAUAUCGUCAGCAACAACCGCCAUCAUCGCAGUCGGUUCAAUUACAACAUCAAGAACAGUUCAAUCGCCAAACCUCCUGUUGGUUGGCUAACAACAAUAACAACUUUUACAGUAAUAACAAUCGUAAAAUUUUGAACCUUACAAGAAGUCAUACAGAUCCAAAAGAACAUUCUCUUAACAGUCAUUCGAAUGGGAUCAAUUCAACUAUUACAGGAAUGAAUAGUUGUAGCACUAUAAAUUCUACCAUUACACUCCCAGAAAUUGCCCCGAAACCGCCAGCUCGUACAAAAUUAAUUAUUUCGAGCAGUAGUAUUAAUGAUACUUCUAAUAAUACUGAUUACAAAAAUACAAUAAGAUGGCGUUCAGUUAAAUCAUUAUCAUCAGAAGACUAUGGCUCUGCAAAUCUAUACGGCCCACAGCCUUACAGUCAACCAACUAUUGAAUCACACAAAAUUAUUGUACAAAGAUUACCUCAGUUCAAUUCGAAUAAUAAUAAUAAUAAUGGUCAUGGUGGUUAUACAGAUCAAAUUUCAACUCAUUAUACUCAAUAUGAAACUUGAAACAAGUAGUCUUAAUACUUCGCCCUAUACUUUUAUGAAUUAAAAGCAUUCUCAUAUAUAUUUGCUGUUGUUUAUCAGAGUUGUAUAAACGAGUUUUCUUAAAGAAAAUGAAUGUAUGUAUGAGUGAUUGUAUAAGUACUUACUACUUUCUCAAUUAUACACAUAAAUAGAUUGACCAAACAAUGAUUUUAUUCUUAUUUCAGAGUAUACACUAGUUCCUCAAUGUUCAUAUGUUUUUACAUGUGUGUAUCCAUCACUAUCACACACAUGCACGUAUACAAACUUUGAUUUUUACUUAGAUUCCAUUUGUAAUACCUUUUUUAUGCAACACAACUAGUUGACAAUAGAAAUUGGUUGCGUUUUUUAAGUUAACAAGUAGUGAUGACCCAAUCCGGUUUUCUUCUCGCUCUCUCUCUAUACACAUACACACACUAUAGGCUUAGUUAUGUAUGUGUACAUGUGCAGUGCGUAUGUGUGCAUGCAUGAAGUGUAUUUCAAUAGUGUACUCAUAAAUACUAUUUCCCACAAGUUAUGUGCCAGAAAUAUACAUAUAUAUAUAAUCCACCUUCACGAAAUGCUUUAGUUGUCAACUUCCUUUUCGUUGUGUACACCUACUGACAUUUUAUGCAUCAGGAUUAAUUAAGAAACAUUAUAUGUAGACUAAUUAACUGAGAUUAAUUUAAGAGACCAAAGUAAAGAAAAUAAAAAAAGGAGAAAAACGGACAAUAAUGUCUUUCAAUAAUCUUUGUUUUUAUAUUUUAAAUAAAUUAUUAUUAUUAUUACUGUUAUCUGAUAUGUAGUCUUAACUUUGUCUUUGUUUUGCGUCUCCCUUGACAACUAAAUCUUCUAAUUCAUCAGGUUUCCUAACUCAUACAUAAUCUUUAUUAUCUGCUUAUUUUUUUUAACGAACUUAACUAUACGCAAAACAGUGUCACUAAUCAAUAACCAACAGUGAAAUGAUCAAUAAGUUUAACGAACCAAUUAAUUUCACUUACAAUCAGACAAUGUUCGUGUUAUUUUUGUGAUGUUUACUGAUUAUUAUUAUUAUUAUUAUUAUUAUUAUUAUUAUUAU
Schistosoma intercalatum is the source of this 5313-nucleotide messenger RNA. The record is from the annotation of a GenBank genome assembly. NCBI's taxonomy places the organism in Eukaryota, Metazoa, Platyhelminthes, Trematoda, Strigeidida, Schistosomatidae.